AUGCGAGGUGGACUCUUCCUUAGUCAAAGUACUUAUGUUGGUGAAAUUAUUGCUCGAGCAGGCAUGGCCUCGUGCAAACCCUCUGCUACUCCAGUUGACACCAAGCAGAAGCUCAGUACCUCCGUCGGCACUCUGUAUGAAGAUCCCACCUUAUAUCGGAGUCUUGCAAGAGCCUUACAGUAUCUUACUUUCUCCCGCCCCGACAUCUCUUAUGCUGUCCAGCAUGUGUGUCUUCACAUGCAUGCUCCCUGUAUCAACCAUAUGCUUGCCCUCAAAUGCAUCUUGCGCUAUAUUCAGGGGACCCUACACUAUGGUUUGCAUCUUCAUCCUUCUCUUAUUGAGAAACUUGUCUCCUAUACUAAUGCUGAUUGGGGUGGAUGCCUUGACACUCGUCGUCCUACCUCCGGCUAUUGUGUGUUUCUUGGUGACAACAUCAUUUCAUGGUCUUCCAAGAGGCAACCCACACUUUCUCGCUCUAGUGUAGAAGCUGAGUACAGAGGUGUUGCUAAUGUGGUUUCUGAAUCUUGUUGGCUUCACAAUCUUCUCUUGGAGCUUCGCUUUCCACUAUCUCAGGCUAAUUUGGUCUACUGUGAAGAUGUUAGUGCCAUCUACCUUUCUGGUAAUCCAAUACAACAUCAGCGUACUAAACAUAUUGAGAUGGACAUUCACUUUGUUCGGGAGAAGGUUGCUCGUGGCCAGGCACGCGUCCUUCAUGUUCCUUCUCGUCACCAGAUUACUGACAUCUUCACCAAAGGCCUACCACAUGUUCUAUUUGAUGAUUUCCGGACUAGCCUAAGCGUCCGUGAACCUCCCGCUUCGACUGCGGGGUGUGAUAGAAUAAAACAUUCUUGUCAUUAA
Molecule: messenger RNA, 858 nt
Organism: Trifolium pratense (red clover)
Lineage: Eukaryota; Viridiplantae; Streptophyta; Magnoliopsida; Fabales; Fabaceae
Exons: 1
Coding region: 1-858 (285 amino acids)
Source: RefSeq, a predicted model, not a curated record